Messenger RNA from Sungouiella intermedia, 1260 nucleotides. NCBI's taxonomy places the organism in Eukaryota, Fungi, Ascomycota, Pichiomycetes, Serinales, Metschnikowiaceae. The record is from the annotation of a GenBank genome assembly.
AUGAGUGAAGAAAACGACCCCCUUUUGGCUGAAUUGCAAGCAGAGGAACCUACUGGUGCCAAUGAAGAGCAACCCGUGGAAGUUUCGCGCGAGGAGCAGGAAAGAACCAAAGCGUUGACUAAGUUUAAGGAAAAGUUGGUGGAGCAUAGGAAAUGGGAUGCUAGAAUAAAAGAGAUGCGAUUGGGCAUGAGGGACCUAGAGAAAACUUACGACAAGACGGAAAAUGACAUCAAGGCGUUACAAUCUGUGGGCCAGAUUGUGGGUGAGGUGUUGAAGCAGUUGACUGAUGAAACAUACAUUGUCAAGGCCUCCAGUGGGCCCCGUUAUAUUGUGGGAUGCCGUAACACAAUCAAGAAGGAGAACUUGAAGAACGGUGUGCGUGUGUCGUUGGAUAUGACCACAUUGACCAUCAUGAGGAUCUUGCCCAGAGAGGUGGAUCCAUUGGUGUAUAAUAUGACUACUUUCGAGCCUGGUGAGAUCUCGUUCAACGGAAUCGGAGGUUUGACCGAGCAGAUCAGAGAGUUGCGUGAAGUCAUCGAAUUGCCCUUGAAGAAUCCAGAGUUAUUCACGCGUGUGGGUAUAAAACCGCCCAAGGGUGUGUUAUUGUAUGGUCCACCUGGAACUGGUAAGACUUUGUUGGCCAAGGCCGUAGCCGCCACCAUCGGCGCCAAUUUCAUUUUCUCUCCCGCAUCUGCCAUUGUUGACAAGUAUAUUGGUGAGUCAGCCAGAUUGAUCAGAGAAAUGUUCUCGUACGCCAGAGAGCAUGAGCCAUGUAUCAUCUUCAUGGACGAGAUCGAUGCCAUUGGAGGCAGAAGAUUCAGUGAAGGUACCUCGGCUGAUCGUGAGAUCCAGAGAACCUUGAUGGAGUUGUUGAACCAAAUGGAUGGUUUUGACACCUUGGGCCAGACGAAAGUCAUCAUGGCUACAAACAGACCAGAUACUCUUGAUCCUGCUUUGUUGAGAGCAGGUAGAUUGGAUCGUAAGAUCGAGAUUGGCUUACCUAACGAAGCUGGAAGAUUAGAGAUCUUCAAGAUUCACACGGCCAAGGUGGCCAAGCAAGGAGAGUUCGACUUUGAGGCUGCCGUGAAGAUGAGUGAUGGUUUCAACGGUGCCGAUAUCAGAAACGUGGUGACCGAAGCAGGAUUCUUUGCCAUCAGAGAUGAGAGAGAUUACAUUUUGCAGAACGAUUUAAUGAAGGCUGUGAGAAAGGUUGCUGACGUCAAAAAGUUGGAAGGUAAGUUGGAUUACGAGAAGUUGUGA